AUGUUUUUUAAUCAAACUACUUUUGCCAUUGGCAAUCAAGCAGAGUCAGUAGCAGUUGUUGAUGUUAACAUGGAUUCUAAACCUGAUAUUAUUGUUGCAAACUAUGGUACGAACACCACAAAUGUUGCUUUUAAUGCUGGCAAUGGUACAUUUCUUAAUCCAGUUAAUUAUGCUGUCGGCAGUACAGGAGAGUCAGUAGCGGUAGUUGAUGUUAACAUGGACUCUAAGCCGGAUAUUAUUGUCGCAAACAGUGGUUCAAACACUGUGAGUGUUCUUUUGAAUAGAGGUAAUGGUACAUUUCUUAAUCAAGUUACUUAUGGAACAGGCAGUAAGCCAUUCUCAGUAGCGGUGGUUGAUGUUAACAUGGAUUCUAAACCUGAUAUUAUUACUGCAAACUAUGGUUCGAAUACUGUGAGUGUUCUUGUCAAUGCAGGUAAUGGUACGUUUCUUAAUACAAUUAAUUAUGCCAUUGGUAGUCAAGCAGAGUCAGUAGCAGUAGUUGAUGUUAACAUGGACUCUAUACCGGAUAUUAUUGCCGCAAACUAUGGUUCGAAUACUGUGAGUGUACUUCUGAAUAGAGGCAAUGGCACGUUUCUUAAUCAAGUUACUUAUGCAACAGGCAUUUCACCAAUCGCAGUAAAAGUGGCUGAUAUUAAUAUGGACUCUAAAUCUGAUAUUAUUGUGGCAAACUUUGCGUCAGACACUGUGGGUGUUCUUGUCAAUGCCGGUAAUGGUACGUUUCUCAAUCAAGUUGCUUAUGCAACAGGCAGUUCACCAAUCGCAUUAGCAGUAGUUGAUGUUGAUACGGACACUAAACUUGAUAUUGUUAUCGCAAACAGUGGUUCGAACACUGUAAGUGUUCUUCUAAAUAAUGGCAGUGGUACGUUUCUCAAUCAAGUUACUUAUGCAACGGGCAGCUCACCAUAUGCAGUAGCAGUUGCUGAUGUUAAUAUGGACUCUAAACCUGAUAUCGUUGCUGCCAAUCACGUUUCGAAUACUGUUAGUGUUCUCUUACAUUGCUAA
Molecule: messenger RNA, 1023 nt
Organism: Adineta ricciae
Lineage: Eukaryota; Metazoa; Rotifera; Eurotatoria; Adinetida; Adinetidae
Source: the annotation of a GenBank genome assembly